AUGUUUGCAUCGCCUGUUUUAUCAAAUGCACCCAAUGGAAGCAAGCAAGGCAAGGGUAUGCCUAUCUCAUGCUUUCUUACAUAUGUGCCAGACACAUUAGAGGGUUUGAUUAGCCAUACGUCUGAAUUGCGAUGGUUGUCGGUGUAUGGUGGUAGUGUUGGUGGUCACUGGUCUGAUGUUCGCACAGUAUCAGAUAUCGCACCUGGUCCAAUGCCGUUUCUUCACACAGUCGAUGCCGAUAUGAUCGCAUAUCGCCAAGGCAAGACUCGUAAGGGUUCUUAUGCGGCUUACAUGGACGUAUCACAUCCCGAUAUCAUUGAGUUCCUUAACAUGCGUAUUCCUACAGGUGAUGUACAGCGUAAGGCAUUGAACCUACACAAUGCAGUCAACCUUUCUGAUGCAUUUGUGGAAGCGGUUGCCGCAGGUACAAUGUGGGACUUGAAAGACCCGAAAGAUGGUAGAGUCAAAGAUUCAAUCGAUGCCCGUAAGCUAUGGGAAAGAAUCAUCGAAACUCGUUUCCGUACAGGUGAGCCGUAUAUGAACUUCAUUAAUACGGCUAACCGUGAUCUUCCUCAGCAAUUAAAAGAACUUGAUCUUAAGAUCAAUGGAUCAAAUCUAUGUAAUGAGAUUCACCUCCCGACAUCGGCAGAAAUAACUGCUGUUUGUUGCCUGUCAUCCUUGAACCUAGAGUACUACGAUGAGUGGAAAGACACUUCUAUCGUUCGUGACCUUGUUCGUAUGCUUGACAACGUGUUAGAAUACUUUAUUGAGAAUGCGCCUGAUACGAUUGAACGUGCUAAGUUUUCGGCAGCAAGAGAGCGAAGCAUCGGUCUAGGCGCAAUGGGCUUUCACAGUCUGUUACAGAAACAUGGCGUUGCUUGGGAAUCAGAAGUCGCAAAGGAAAUUAAUGAUUCGGUGUUCAAGCAUAUCAAGGCAAAAGCAGUUAGAGAGACCGAGCUCCUUGCUACCGAGCGUGACGCUUAUUUAGAUGGCGAGAAAUCGGGUCGUAGAAACUCGCACUUGUUAGCUAUUGCUCCUAAUGCAAGUUCGGGUGUUAUCUUAGCAACCUCGCCCUCUAUUGAGCCGUUAAAGGCUAAUGCUUAUACACAUCGUACCCGUGCUGGCUCUUUCCUAGUUAAGAAUAAAUACCUUACUCAAUUGCUUGUCGCUAGAGGCGAAGACAAUGAUUCUAACUGGACACCUAUCAUUACCAAGAAGGGCUCUGUUCAACAUCUACCAUUUCUCACUUAA
This is a messenger RNA of Daphnia pulex (common water flea), 1251 nucleotides long. RefSeq names its product ribonucleoside-diphosphate reductase subunit alpha-like. Gene Ontology annotation, cellular component: ribonucleoside-diphosphate reductase complex. The record is from RefSeq and is a predicted model, not a curated record. Bases 1 to 1251 code for a protein of 416 amino acids. Lineage: Eukaryota; Metazoa; Arthropoda; Branchiopoda; Diplostraca; Daphniidae. Gene Ontology annotation, biological process: deoxyribonucleotide biosynthetic process. The transcript has a single exon. Gene Ontology annotation, molecular function: ATP binding; ribonucleoside-diphosphate reductase activity, thioredoxin disulfide as acceptor.